AUGAGCGCUGGGUUGGUGAAAUUCCUCUCACGUUACUCUUGGUUCAAUGGGGGCCCUAAACCAAACGAUACUUGCCCCUAUUGUCGCGCCAAAGUCUACCUCGUCAACCCUCGGCAAUUAGACCAAGAUAUCGAGAAAGCUGUCCUCGAAAGAGAAGUCAAUGGUGACUUCAUCGACUUUACCGUUUCUACUCAAGGGAUUCGAGACGCUCUGGCCAACACACUGGAAGCUCUGCUUUACCACAAAGUCGCGAAGUUGCCCAAAGAUCUCUUCAACAUGGAUCAGCAUAAGCUUUCAAAUAGCCAGAUCAUGGACUGCGUCCUGCAAGCUAUUGGAGUAUAUCUCAUUAAAGCUUGCACCAAAGGCUAUGAGCCUAACAAUCAAUACUACCAUCACCUACUAAGUAGUUUGUGUAAUUAUGCAACACAAAAGGUACCAAAAAUAUUGGAAAUCUACCGAAUCGAACUCGAGGAAGCCAUUAGGGUCGCCAUUGUCUCAGCAAAUUGGCUGAAGUUUCCUUACUGGAAGAAGCUAGCUCUUGCUAGAGAAAUCAUUCUUAGCGGCUACUAUGUUGGAACCGACUCGCCUCCAGGUUGGGCACCUAGUUCAACCGUCACAGAAGAAAUGCUUGAAGCAGCCCGAGCCGCUCCUAGGCUUAUACUCAAUAACUUUCUGGCUGGUUCUCAGUAUCACUCAAAACUAUGGCGACCUGAUGUCUCGGAAUUACUGAAGGCGGACAUCGACUCUCAAGGGAAAGACGACCCCAUGAGUGUAUACUCCGAUCUGGCUCAUCCAAGAUAUCGGACCGCUUUGGUAGCAAAGGUUCUGGAGCAUUGGGGUAUUACUGAUGUAAAUGCGAAAAAGGACCUGAGUAAGAUCGUGAGGCAGAACGGGACAUGGGUGAUCGAGGGACUGCAAAUCGAAUAG
Bacidia gigantensis is the source of this 927-nucleotide messenger RNA. RefSeq lists its product as uncharacterized. The record is from RefSeq and is a predicted model, not a curated record. Bases 1 to 927 code for a protein of 308 amino acids. The transcript is spliced from 2 exons. Lineage: Eukaryota; Fungi; Ascomycota; Lecanoromycetes; Lecanorales; Ramalinaceae.